This is a messenger RNA of Exophiala xenobiotica, 3624 nucleotides long. RefSeq lists its product as uncharacterized. Gene Ontology annotation, molecular function: single-stranded DNA binding; damaged DNA binding. Lineage: Eukaryota; Fungi; Ascomycota; Eurotiomycetes; Chaetothyriales; Herpotrichiellaceae. Gene Ontology annotation, biological process: nucleotide-excision repair; mismatch repair. Gene Ontology annotation, cellular component: nucleotide-excision repair factor 2 complex; nucleus; cytoplasm. The transcript has a single exon. The record is from RefSeq and is a predicted model, not a curated record. Bases 192 to 3545 code for a protein of 1117 amino acids.
UAAAUGCCUGCGCUGACUCACAGUUAAGCGACGUCACCACUUGCGACUGGACAUCCUUGCGUAGAUUGGAAAGACCACAGUGAGGAUCGCGGCGAAAGCGACGACUUCUUUCUGCCACUCGAAGCUUCUGUUCCGUCUCGACUACUAGAUGUCAGGCUUGCGACCGCUCAUGCCUCGCAGAACCAUCCGUAAUGCCACCCUUCCUUCCUCGAAAGCGUUCAACGCCACCUGCCUCUCCUCGUCCUACUCCGGUGAAGAAGGCCAGACUCGCAGAUGUUCUGGACGCUGAGUCAAGAAACAUUCCCGGUCUUCAAAAAUCACAAACUUUUUCUCUCGGGAGCGAUGACUCCGACUCGAGCCUGAGCGAUGUCGAUAGUGACGAGUUCGAAGACGUCUCUGCUACAGUCAACCUGCCCCAGUCUACAUUCCAAGAGGAGGACGAUGAUGAUGAGGAUAUAGAGUGGGAGGAUGCGGGCGCAGAUAGUAAGCCUGCUGUAAGCCCAGCACAUGCUCCUCUGGCCGAUGGCCCUAUCGAAUUGGUUUUUCGGAAGGACGAUAACGAGAUCGACUAUGGCACAGGAGCCGCGGCUACCUCCGGCAAGAAAGGGCCUACUAAACGCGAAAAAGAGGUCAGGGUGAGGACACAUCAAAUGCAUGUCCAACUGCUAUUGUGGCACAACUCCAUACGGAACAGAUGGAUCUCGGACCGGACGGUGCAGCAGACCCUAGUCAAUCAAUUGCCACCGCAGAUAAAGAAGGAAGUUGAGAAAUGGAGGCGAGCCAGUGGACUAGUCGUCCCGGCGUCAGAAUCUAAGGCGCAGCGUGAGACAAGCAAAGGACGUAGGAAAGGCAAGAGAGCAGCGGAUCCUCGUCAAGAAAGAGAUUGGGGAAGGCCGAGUCAACGUCUCGAGAAGGGCAAACCUGAUAUGAGCAACGGCGACCCCUUGAUUUCUCUGUUGAAAGUCCUAGCUGCGUACUGGAAAAAGCGCUUUGCAAUCACGGCUCCCGGCCUGAGGAAGCGUGGCUAUGGAACCAAACAAGCAUUAAAACAGAUCAUCUACUCCUUUAGGAAUGACGAGCACGACCCUGAACUACACGGUGAGCGCAUUCGCGAUAUCCAGGAAUUUCGUCAAGUCGCUAGGACAUGCGAGGGUUCGAGGGACGUGGGAGCUCAACUUUUCGCGGCGCUAUUGAGAGGGCUAGGAAUCGAGUCGCGGCUAGUAGCGAGUCUACAACCAACUGGAUUCGGCUGGACUAAGGCAGAGCAGCAGCUACCACGAAAACCUACGACCGCUGCGGAAGUUGCUUCAUCGUCUGAAGAGUCAGAUCUGGAUGACUCCAAAUCUAUAUCCGAGAUCACAAAGGCCAAAAGUCAGCCGAAACGUGUAGCUGCCACUGCAUCAUGGAGGAGGAAAGGUACAACAAGUAACCCUAUCGAUCUUGACUCCGAUGUGAAGGAAGCAGUGGCGGAUGUGGACUUGGAAGAGGACGACUCUGUGGUGGACGUCACUCCCUCAGUGCCAAAAAAGCGCCCAGCAAAGUACGAUCGCGACAACCCCUUUCCCAUCUACUGGACGGAGGCAAUAUCGCCGAUCACCAACAGAGUACUGCCAGUCUCUCCGCUUGUUCUAGCUAAUCCAGUUGCCUCGACGCCAGAAAUAUUGGCCACAUUCGAGCCUCGUGGUGCCAAAGCCGAUAAGACAAAGACUGUCAUGGCGUACGUUAUGGCUUACUCUUCGGAUGGCACGGCGAAAGAUGUCACAGUCAGAUAUCUCAAGAAGAGAAUAUGGCCGGGUAAGACAAAGGGCUUCCGCUUUCCGGUCGAAAAGAUUGCUGUAUACAACAAGCAUGGCAAGGUCAAGCGAUAUGAAGACUAUGAUUGGUUCAGACGCGUUAUGAGUGGCUACGACAGACCAGAUCUAUUGAGAACAGCAGUUGAUGAUAUCGAAGACUCGUCUGAUCUUGUCCCACAGCAUCCCGAGAAGAAGGAAGUCAAGGAUGACGUGGACACUCUACAGAGUCUCAAGGCAUCCGCUGACUUUGUUCUUGAACGGUUCUUGAGACGCGAAGAAGCACUCAGACCCGGCGCCGAACCUGACAGGACGUUCAUCUCUGGGAAAGGCGACAACCUCAAAGAAGAACCAGUCUAUCGUCGUGCCGACGUUGUGAGAUGCUUGACCGCCGAAUCAUGGCACAAAGAAGGGCGCAGACCCAAGGCAGGCGAGACGCCAUUGAAGCUCGUGCCGGUACGAGCAGUGACUCUUACCAGGAAGCGUGAAGCCGAGGAUCAUCAAAGACGUACUGGAGAGAAGCAGAUGCAAGGCCUUUACUCGUGGGAACAAACCGAGUAUAUCAUCCCUCCUCCCAUCGAGAACGGUAUCAUACCUAAAAAUGCUUACGGCAAUAUUGACUGCUUCGUGCCGAGUAUGGUGCCACAAGGAGCUGUCCAUGUACCACUAAGAGGCACCGUUAGAAUUUGCAAGAAGCUCGAGAUUGACUUCGCGGAAGCCGUUACUGGGUUUGAGUUCGGCAACAAAAUGGCAGUCCCUGUCAUCACUGGUGUGGUGGUAGCCAAGGAGCAUGAGAAGGCUCUCGUUGAGGCUUGGACAGAGUACAAUGAGCAGCAGAGAAAGAAGGAAGAGUCGAAGAUGGAAAAGCUGGUCCUGGACCUAUGGCGAAAGUUUGUCAUGGGCCUUAGAAUUAGAGAGCGCGUCAAUGAUACCUACGGAGACGCGGUAGAUGAUUCCAAAACCGCUGCUGGAGAAAGUUGGGAUCAGCCUGUCAAUCUCGACGAUGACGAGGAUAUGCCAGGAGCAUCUCUGCCACUCGCUGCUGACGAUGAUUUUGGGGGUGGAUUCAUUCUUGAUGAUGAAGAGCUGGCAGUACCUGAAGAUCUGGAGAUGGUGCACCAGGAUGAUCCACCUGAGGCGAGCGAGUUCAAGGGCAAAGCGCGAGAGGAAGCAGAAUAUCCGACCCCUGCCUCGAUUUCUCCUUCAAAAGCGAUUGGAGGAAGGCAGCGAAAGCCGUCGUUGCGAGAGCUUGAGGACAACGCCAGCUCAGAUCUCUCAUCCGCCCCAGUUGAUGACGAAUUUGGGUGGUACGGCAAUGAGAAUCACGAGGCUAGUAAGUACGAACAGGAAGUGCUUUCAAUGCCGAAUGGGAAUGGCGAGAUCUCUGUGCUAGUCCCUCAACGAAGCCGCGCUCACCCUUCUGGGUUUACUGUACGGAACUCGCCUCAGAUAAGUCGACAUGCUAAAUCCGAAGAUUCAGCAUCAUCGUCGGACAACAAUGAAGACGAGGAGGAUGAUUACAAACCAGCAAAAGCGGCGAGGCGCAAAGCUGGCAUUGGAAGUGCCUCAGGGCCGAAGCCACAGCGAAGAACAAGUACAAGAGCGACGAAAUUGAAGUCCCGAGCCAAAGCUCGUGCAGAACUGGACACCAGCGAGGAUGAGGAAGACGAGGUUGUGACACCUCCGACCAAGCGAUCGAGUCGUCGGUUAAGGAGGGACAGCACUCUGGUCACCAGCCCGUACUUUGAAGGAUGAGAUAGCUGUUGAUGCUUAUUGAUACCCAUUGUGCGACUGCUAGGCACAAUUGUUUCAAAAUUAUUCCCUUAAUCUGUAA